UGUGUCUACUUUCUAUACCCCACAAUUCGUGGAACCAUGAAUUGAUUUUCAGGAAAAGGAUCGGCCAUUUUGAAAGUCUUAGAAUCUACACCUCCCAGCGAUGCACAGCCGUUUGCGUUAAAACAUUGUCACAACUCCAAUAUAAAAAUGAGCAAUCGACCGGAUACUGAAUCUUCGUAUUAUCCAGUUGGCAACAGUCGGUCAGUUGAUGUGACUCUCGGGUGUCAGGUUGCUAAGGAAUGUGACAUACUGUUGCUAGGAUGUGGGGACAUCAGGAACGUUUUGCAUACACUGCACGUGCUUCAUCAAGAUGGCACUACAAAAUCGAAAGGUCAGAUCAUAAACUUUCACUUAAACGACCACGAAACUGGUAUCUUGGGAAGAGACCUGAUUUUGCUCCACUUGGCCCAAACCAUUGAUCCAACAAACAGUAAAGACUUGAAGUUUCUGUGGGGAGUGUGGUAUGAUGUGAUUCUGACAGAGGCACACCUUCAGAGACUGAAAGCCACUAUACAAGAACUGUUGACUUCAACAUCAGGCAGACACGGUGUACACUUUGGGAACUCACGAACUGAGAUGUACCUCAAAGAUGCACUACAGCUUUGGUUGAAGUUCGAUGCAAGUGCCAGUCUUACUAUCGAUAAAAGAAAGAAUUUCUGGAACGAAUGGGAUACUGGAAGUAAAGAACCAAAUUGGUUAGCAGGCAAACUUAGCGUUCAAUGUCUUCAUCUGGAUACAAUAGAGCGUCUGAAAGACAGGUAUCGCCAAGAAAUCGAAGAAUUUGUCACAACAGGUGUUACAAGAAUCAAUUCGGGGUCUCUCUCACCUGAACGCAUUCGAAAUAGUUUCUGUAGCAAUGUGACGUUUUAUAGACCAGGAUGUCAUUCUUGGAGGGUCUUCUUGGACAGCACGCCGUUCCUAUGUCACGAUAUUGAUCUACAGCUUCAUAGGUACGAUGGAGCAAAAGUCACACUGUCCUCGCUUUAUCUUGAAAUACUGCGAGAGUGGGUUGAGAGUUACCAGGCAGCACUAAGACACGGAUGCGACAUCAAGAUAUACCUUUGGCAUGGAGAGGCAACAGCAGUAUGCGAGACCGAUAUUCCAGAUCUGAAGUUCGAUUUUAUCGAUGCAUCUAACAUUGCAGAUAUUGUUGGCCUUAUACCUGUGCUCACCUGCUCUCGCGAAAAGGCGAAAACGCCAGAUGCGGUUAUUAGGACGGAAAUCUUUCACUGGAAUAAACACGACGUGGCGGAGCUCCUUCGUGAGUGUUUGAAUGUCUCUACAUUGAUGUAUCCAACUGUUUUGGGACUCCACCUAGCUGAAGACCUCACCCUGGGACAUGAGAAUCUUGUUGCCCCUGGGACUUUCAACGGACUUGGCAAAUUGUCCUUGCGGUGGAAAACAGCUGAGGACAUUCAUAACCUCACAAGCCUCACAGUCACGACAGACGAUGCACUUGCACAUGCCCUUGCACAAUUGAAAAACCCAACUCCCUUCCGGGAUAAAGAUAAGAUUACUUAUCGGGCAACAAUGUGUGACAGCAGAGUCAGAGAAAAACUGAUACAGAGAAUUCAGGAUAGCACAAAAGGUCAGACUAAUGCAGCGUCCGGUGCUUCUCCGAGGAAGACACGUACUGUGGUCGAGUACACUGACCAUUACCAGGUGACCAUCACAACUGACCCUGAAUGUCUGAAAGACGGAAAGUUUACCAUGGACUAUCUACGAGAGAACCCGCGCGUUGUUGUGUUCCAGAACAUUAGAAAUGGACACCCAAGCUUCAAAAAGAUAUUACGUCUGUCCUGUGGCAUCUCAGUCAACUCCAGCAAGUUCACACUGUCAAUAGAGAAAGGAACAGUAGACGCUAGUAUCGUCAAGGACGUGAAUACAACACUUGGGGAGCGUGUGUUACCCUGGAAGCAGCUUGACGAGGACACUGUAGCCAGACUGCCUGACUUUGUUCUGUCGAAGUCUGGUAAACAGACACUGGACACUUACAUUGCACAUAUGUACAUUACCCCUCCACCACAGAAUCGAGAAAAAGCGGAACCAGUGCAACAGCUUCAGUAUAUCAUCGAUUACAUCAUGAAGAACCAACCACUGCCCCCUGGAGAGAGACAAACGAUACUCACCAUAGGAGCACCAGACACAUCUAGGCCUGGCAAGAGAUUCAUCAAUAUACUUGUCCUGGAAGGGUUGAAGAUCCAUGAAAACAUACCUACGAUGUUUUUGAAGUUUUCCGAAUCACUGCAUGAAAGCAACAGCGAUUGGUUAGAAAAGGAUCCGUCCAUUUCCCAACACUUAAGCCAGGGGUACAUGUUGCUGUUAGGGAUUCUAGAGGCGAACCAUCAUCGCAUGGCCCAGGGCGCGGACAAGAAAUGGAUGUGGAGGACGUUCUUGAGAGGGCGAUAUCCCUACAUGGAUCCGUUCCUCUACCGACUGGAGUGGUUUGCUCAACGUCAAGAGGGAAUCGCUUCAAUAGAUACUCUAGAAGGAUUUGAGAUACUGGCAUUGAAAGAUGUAUUCACAAAAUAUGCCCAUUCAAAAGUAGUAGAAAUCCUACAAAACUUUGCUCAAGGGGACAACUCAAAGAGCAAAGGUACUGGACCCAAUUCAUCCAGAGAAACAGCCACAACUGCCCCAUCUUGCAGUACCUGUGGCAUGACAUCACCCGAGUGCAAGAGAUGCUCAAGAUGCCUCCAAGUGUCCUACUGCAGCAGAGAGUGUCAACAAAAGGCAUGGCCGGGCCAUAAGAAUCAAUGCAAGUCUAAGAAACAACAAUGAUUCUCUACCAUCUAAUUCUAAAUGUGACAAAAUAGAUACAGUACACUGGAAAUGUUUUUCAGCUGAUUAACAGAUCCGUUGACACAAAUGUCUGUUAAUUUAAUUUCAGUUGUGAAAGAACUUCAAAGAUGGUCAAUAUUGGUCUAAAUUUUCUUUUCAUUUCAGCCUUAAGUUUUCACUAAGAUGUCAAUUUCUUUCCCUUGUCGGUCCAGAGGAAUGAGCCUUUCUGGGGGAAAUUCUUACUGCAUCUGAGAUAUAAUUAUUUAAUCUAGAGUGGAAUGUAUGUUUUGUUUCUUAUUAGACAAGCUUUGGGCAUGCAAUUUGGAAUCUACUGAAGUAGACACUCACAGAACCUGAGUCAAAGCUACCAUACAGACCGGAAGUGUAUACAUGGUGGUACGGGGCAAACCUAUGAUACUGGGGUUGGGGGCAGGGGCCGGCUGGGUUGAAAAAACAUCAUUUGCCCCUAGGAUAUUUGAAAAUGAUGAUCGUACCAUGUUUUACCUUCCAAAGUUUGUAUGUUUUGAAGAACUGAGAGAAACCAUAUACUCUUACAAAAAGCCUGCUUCCCUACAAAAUGACGUGGUCUGUCUCUCACAGCAUAAGCAUUGCUCCAGUAGGCCUGGAUGAGUAACCAACAGGUCAUAAAAUGGCGUUGUUAAAGAAUAGCUUGGGUUCUAAAUAGUUCUUUUUCUUUAUCAUGAUACCUAUUUGAAAAGAUUUGAGUGAGUGAGUGAGUAUGGUUUUACUCCACUUUUAGCAAUUUUCCAGCAAUAUAACAGCGGGGGACACCAGAAAUGGGCUUCACACAUUGUACCCAUGUCGGGAAUCAAACCCGGGUCUUCGGCGUGACGAGCGAACGCUUUAACCACUAGGCUACCCGACCGCCAAUGAAAAGAUUUGAGGUGUCCUCCCCCUACCCCAUCAUUUCACGAGGGAAGUAAGAAUAUUUUUCUUCUGACAUUGUUAUAUGCAUGAGGGUUGCGUACACUGAUUACACUAAGUGUUUGUACACAAUAACAGCGUAUGUUGACUCAUAUAACAGAGCUGAAUAAUAUCUCUGUGACAGAUAUAUCAUAUAUAAUAUCAAAAUGUACAAAAUGCUUCAUAUACUCUCCUGUAUUUGAUUUUAUUUCUUUUACAUAAAUAAACAUCUUCUCAUUAAUAAUG
Messenger RNA from Haliotis rufescens (red abalone), 3951 nucleotides. RefSeq lists its product as uncharacterized. Lineage: Eukaryota; Metazoa; Mollusca; Gastropoda; Lepetellida; Haliotidae. The record is from RefSeq and is a predicted model, not a curated record. Gene Ontology annotation, cellular component: nucleus. The transcript is spliced from 14 exons. Gene Ontology annotation, molecular function: DNA-binding transcription factor activity, RNA polymerase II-specific. Gene Ontology annotation, biological process: regulation of transcription by RNA polymerase II. The coding region runs from base 148 to 2781 and encodes 877 amino acids.